AAUCGUACGUCACACUGAAAUAGUCUCAAAGUAAAAGUCUAGUCCACCCACGGCGUAUUCCAGACACGUCCCAUGAAGUUCUCUCCUUUCGCCUCGUCCUCGUCGUCUCAGAAAAUUCCUCUCUUUCCCUUUCCUCCUCCAUCUUUUACAUGAAUAGGAUGUCAGAUCCUGCAACAGGACCUUCAUCUCCGUCUUCUCCUCUCAUACCUCCUUCGAUCGUCCCCGAACCGGGCGAGAUCGACCUCGAAGCGGGCCCUGGUGAACAAAUCCAGUGCAGAAUCUGCCUCGAAACCGACGGUAGGGACUUUAUUGCUCCUUGCAAAUGCAAAGGAACGUCGAAAUAUGUUCACCGUGCAUGUUUGGAUCAUUGGCGAGCCGUAAAGGAAGGUUUUGCCUUUGCUCAUUGUACUACCUGCAAGGCUCCUUACCACUUGAGAGUGCAUGCUUUUGCUGAUAGGAAGUGGCGUACCUUGAAGUUUCGUUUCUUUGUGACUAGAGAUAUACUAUUUAUCUUUGUGGCUGUUCAACUUGUAAUUGCAUUAUUGGCAUAUGCAGUGUAUUUGGUUGACAGUUUUUGGCAUUACUGGCUGCGGUUGGCUUGGGGUUUUGAAAGUGAACUUAGUUUCUACUACAUAUGUGGAGCGCUAUUGUUUUUUGCUUUAUUGGGAUUGUCUGGUUGCUUCAUAACUUGUUACGAUCGGCGAGUCCGCAGCGAUCUAGCUCAACCAUGCCGAGAAUUAUGUCUUUGUUGCUGCCAACCUGGAAUGUGUGCUGAUUGCCAUCUGCCUGGCACUCUCUGUAUGUGGACCGACUGUACUACAUGCUUUGAAAGCUGUGCAAGUGCAGCAGGUGAAUGUGGUUGCUUGGGAGGAGCUGGUGAAGCUGGACUACCAUUACUACUUAUCAUGGGUUUGAUCUUACUCGGACUAUUCACGGUUAUUGGCAUAUUCUACAGUGUACUCGUGGCUACCAUGGUUGGCCAGCGGAUUUGGCAGCGGCAUUAUCAUAUACUAGCAAAAAGGAUGCUAACAAAAGUGAGUCAGUGCUGCUUUAUAUUCGAGUAUGUCGUGGAGGAUGUCGAUGGCGAGAUGACAGGAUCAGAUUGGUCGCCUCCACCUCUUCCACCUGAGCAUGUUCAGCAGCUGAAGUCACUUGGGCUGCUUUAGUUCAAAGCCUCCAUGCUCAUUAUGUGGUCUAGAUGAAGUAAUCAUUGUGCCGAUCUCCCGAUAAGAUGUGAGGAAAGUGACAGCCACCAUCAUUCUCUCUCAGAAUGGCGGGGAAAGAAAAACACAGAAAGAAGUGUUUGUUAUUAUCAUAGUGCCCAUACGCACCGACAUGAGCGGCCUUCCAUGCAAGGUCAGUUUCACAAGUUGGGCUCUUGUUACAUUACAAAUUAUUAUAGAUGUAAGGAGUGUUUUACAAAUUUUUUAAGUUUUUCUUUGAAAUAUGGGAUGGAAUGUUAUAUGUUUUCUCAGAGCUUCUAAUGCCUCGUGUUUGGUAUAUCCAUGACAUUUGAUAA
Magnolia sinica is the source of this 1519-nucleotide messenger RNA. RefSeq lists its product as uncharacterized. Gene Ontology annotation, molecular function: zinc ion binding. Bases 150 to 1166 code for a protein of 338 amino acids. Lineage: Eukaryota; Viridiplantae; Streptophyta; Magnoliopsida; Magnoliales; Magnoliaceae. The record is from RefSeq and is a predicted model, not a curated record. The transcript has 7 exons.